AUGAGUAACGCCGGCUCAACUCGUGGUCAUGGCGGUUCUCAUCGAGGCAGGACUUACCGAAGGUCUUCCAACAACGAAGCACUUCCUGAUGCCACCAUAUCAGUCUUCCAAAGUCAGCGCACCCCAAGUGUCGGUUCUAGUCGACGCCAUCGUGGCUUUCAGCCAGAUGAAGUGAACAAAACAAAAGAAGAACCUGGGCUUGGAGACUCUGCAAUUACCCAAAGUAGUGACAAUGCGGAGACUCUGACCGCCAGCGAUAAUCAUCCUAAAGCUUCUGCUACAAUCAACAAGCUGGCGUCUACAAUGACUCCAAGAUCGACUGAACCUCUUGCCCCUCACCGGCGAACUCAGGUCAAAGACAAAAACCCCGAUCAUCAACCAUUUACUCACACACAAGUGACAACGACGGACGCGUCUCAUCCGGAGCUUGAUUCCGUGCCUUUCCGUGGUGACUCUGAGCAUAUUGAGAGCAACACCUCAUCCAUCCAAAUCAUCACUGAGCGGAAGCCCUCAUGCUGGUCGAUUGCAAGUCCACCUGAGGCUCCGCUCACCGAGUGGAACAGUGCUGCAGCAAACAUCGAUAGACCAGCCAAGACAAUUUUGCCGACCUAUCGGAUGCCAAAGUCAGAGCACACGGCAGGGCUCGAAACUGUAUCUAGUUCUUUCAAUCGACAACAGGCUAAGCUCAACCCACAAGCAACCGGAUCCAUGCCAAAGACGCAAAAGUCUCAUGAGAUGGCAGGGUCACCACGCCUGGUAAUCUCAGAGAAAGAUGAAGUUCAAGCUACAGCCCGUGUUGCUUCUCAGGAAGAAGGCUAUGCUACCGACUCGUCGCACCACCAAAUCCAGCAGCUACGACACGAUGGGCGACUCGAUGCUGAACAAGUCCCAAAGGCGAAAGCAGCUCAGGAAGAGGUGCUUGCGAGAACCAUGCAGGUCUCAUCCGGAGUUCAGCGGGAGAGCGACAAAUUGAAAGCUUCUUGUCCUUCUCAAGACACAUCAGAGGCAAAACUACUUCAUGUGAAAGAGAAUAGCAUUGCCUCAUCUGCCGUUUCUUCUCAAGCAAAGAUUAAUGAAGUUCCCAUCCCGCCAGGGAAACAGAGCGUUGCAGCCCUUCCGCACCUCAGAGUGCAAUAUGCUCUUCCUGGGUCGGACAACAAGAAUAAGCCUCUCCCACCUCACCUAAGAGGUUCGGCUAGUCCUACUACCACUACUGCCACAAAAGCAACCGCUCAUGACGAAGAGCUCAAGCCUGGAAAGCAUGCGAUCUCUGCAAUGCAGGAUAACAGAGUUCCGCCUCACCUUCAGGGUCUAUCUGCGGCCAAGACCCGAGCGACGAAAUGUACCCUUUCAGUCACAACUCCAUCACCGUCUCAAAAGAAAGAUGACAGCUACCGACCAACGAUCGACAUGGACGAGGAGAUCGCUGCAACUCAAAUGGUCCUCGAUAUAGAUGAAGAGAUUGUUGCAGGUCUACAUGCAGAAACAUCUGCCACAUCUCCUGUAGCUCAGCCCACCGAUAGCAAUGCUCAAAAGACCACCGAGCAAGUUAUCUACGUCCCGCCCCACGCUAGGGCUUCAUCUUUGAGAUUGAAGGCAUCUGCAGCCGAGUCGAAUUCCAAAGCCACCGAUAAGGGCGCGAAACCACAAGCCGAUCAACAUGGGGAUGGUAAUUACAGCACGAACACGAAGUCAAAAGGCCCCACAAUGGGACCUUAUGCUGGCGCCCUUCAGGAAGUAAACAGUAUGCGGAAGAAUGUCAACUUGGCGUCUCCAUCGAAAAUUAGUGCUGCUCCGAAUCGUGUGGAGUAUUCAGUCAAGAAAGGCAAGAAGCAAGCAAGAGAAUUCGAGUCGGUCGAUUACACUUCAGAAUUAAUUGGUUGGGAUGGCAAGAUGAGCCAGCCACCUGUAGGUGACGAGUGGGAUCGCCGUCGGCCCUUCAAUACUCAGAGCCAUGAGCGCCUCUCGGUCAUUGAAGCAUGGAGAGAGGAACACGCUGCAGAUCCGGAGGAGAACAGUCGUGUGGUCGUCAACACGGCAAGCGCUGAUUUCCAAACCGGGGAGGGCUUGGCUGGAGGCGAUGUGAACGUGCUAAGCCCCAUUGACAAAAUGGACCAUGAAACUCAUAGCCCCAAUGAUGACUUCACCCAAGCACGUCGCCACCAAAACGCCGCAGAGGCUAUGAAAAACUACGAGGCCAAGAUCGCGGCCAGACCACAGACUAUGCCUUCUGGCAUAAGGGGCAUGACAAGGGAAGAAAAGCGAGCCCUCCGACGUUUACUCAUAGAGGAAGAGAGAACAAGAGUGAUCCCACCUAAUCCACAUGCUCCUGUCGCCAACAUAUACCUUCGCCCGGCUGAAUUCAAGGACAUGGGCCAAGUUAUGAACAUUUACAACCACAACGUGCGUGAGACAAGCUUUGUGCCUCAUCUGGACCCUGUCGAGGAGUUGUACUGGCGCGGUCGUCUACAAGAGGCUGAAAAUGAGAGGAAUCCUUUUGUUGUUGCUAUCCACAUGGGAGAGAUAUCUUGUCGCCAUCAGGCAGAUAUAAUUCGGAAGAAGCAAGAAAAUGUCGUCGGCUUCAGUGUCGCUGCCGACUUCGGGACCAAAGACACGAUGUACCACAGCAGUGUCGAACUUGAGCUCAUGGUCCAUGCAGACUUCUAUCGCCAAGGCAUUGGACGGACGUUAAUGGAUCGUAUACUUGCAGCUUUGAGUCUAGAUCACAAUCUCCUCGACUGUGCUCCUUUCUUGCCUCGCAACGACAUCUCUUAUUGGAUGUCUGGCGGCAGUCGUCAAGCUAAGGCAAUUAUGGUCAACAUACUCUAUUUCGAUGGCAAAGAGGAUCCUGUUACUUGGCGCAAGCAGUGGUUGGCUAAGUACGAGUUCCAGCAUGUAGGCACAUCGCCUCAUAUUGGCUUCAAGACGGGCAAGCUGUAA
Molecule: messenger RNA, 2940 nt
Organism: Letharia lupina
Lineage: Eukaryota; Fungi; Ascomycota; Lecanoromycetes; Lecanorales; Parmeliaceae
Exons: 2
Coding region: 1-2940 (979 amino acids)
Source: RefSeq, a predicted model, not a curated record